GCCUACAAAGUCUACGAGGACAAGCUGACGGACAGCAACGCGCUACGCGUCCAACAAAUUUUCAUAGCCGUCCCUUGCCACCACUUAAACCCAACAAACCAAAAAAGAAUUCUUGCUUGUUUACUUUUCAUAACCCAAACACCAAAUGAAAAUUCCUUUCUCCUUAUGGUUUCCAUUGCUGCCUCUUUUAACACUGCUCUUUGGUGCCCAUGUAGCUUUGGCUUCUGGCGUAUGCCAGACCGAUCAGAAAUCCUUGUUGGUCGAAUUGAAGAACACUCUCAAAUUCAAUCAAUCCAAGUCUACAAAACUGGUGGCAUGGAAUUACAACGCAGAUUGCUGUGGGUGGGCUGGUGUAACCUGCGAUAAGGGUGGUCUUGGUCAUGUUACUGGCCUCGAUUUGAGCAACGAAUCAAUUUCUGGCGGAAUUGACAAAUCAGAUGCAAUCUUCAGCCUUCAAUAUCUCCAGAUUCUAGAUUUGUCUUUCAACAACUUUAACACAAGUUUUCCAGCUGGAUUUGCCAGCCUCACUCGUUUGAUUUCUCUGAAUUUGUCCUACGCUGGAUUUAUGGGUCAAAUUCCAAUUGAAAUUUCAACCAUGACAAAAUUGGUGACUCUUGAUCUUUCAAUGCUCUACUACCGUCGAGUUCGAUCACUGAAACUUGAGAAACCAAAUUUGGCAACACUGGUUCAAAGUCUUACACAGCUGAGAGAACUUCGUCUUGACGGUGUAAGUAUAUCUGCAAAUGGGAAUGAGUGGUGUCAGGCCUUAUCGUCUUCUCUGCUUAAUCUGCAAGUGUUGAGCUUGUCCAACUGUUUUCUUUCGGGCCCUAUUGAUCCUUCCCUUGCAAAGCUUCAGUCUCUCUCAGUAAUUAGUAUGGGCGGUAACAAUUUGUCUGCCCCAGUUCCAGAAUUCUUCGCAAAUUUCUCCAAUUUGAGGAUCUUACUUCUCAGCGAUUGCAAUUUGCGAGGAACAUUUCCUCCAAAAGUAUUCCAGGUAUCAACACUAGAGAUUCUUGACUUAUCUUACAACCAAGAGCUUAGGGGAUACAUGCCAGAUCAUUUACAGAAUGCCUCUCUUAAGACCUUGGUGCUCAGCUACACAAAUUUUUCAGGGACACUACCAGAUUCCAUCGGUACAUUUAAGAAUCUGUCAAAAAUAGAGCUUGAAACUUGCAACUUCAGUGGAUUGAUUCCUACUUCAAUAGCGAAUCUCACUGAACUUGUCCAUUUAGACUUCUCAUCCAACAUAUUCAGUGGUCCAAUCCCAUCAUUGGGCAGGUCCAAGAAACUCAUGUAUAUAGAUUUUUCUUACAAUCAAUUGUCUGGUGAGAUAUCAUCCACUCAAUGGGCAGGCCUUCUGAAUCUUACCUAUGUCGACUUGAGGUAUAAUUCACUUAAUGGGAACAUUCCGUCAUCUUUGUUCGCAAUCCCAUCACUGCAGAAGAUUCAGCUUUCUUUCAACCAAUUUACAGGUCAAUUUCCUAACAUCUCAGGCGCAUCUUCUUCUUCUUUGGAUACCCUGGAUUUGAGUAGUAACAAACUAGAAGGGCAUAUUCCCCGUUGGGUAUUUAAUAUCAGCAGACUCAACGUCCUCUUACUUUCCUCCAACAAGUUCAGUGGCACUAUAAAGCUAGGUUGGAUUCAGAAGCUUCAUAAACUUACCACGCUUAAUCUUUCACACAACAAGUUGACAGUGAUUGCAAAUUUCACAUUGUAUUCCCUUCCGCAGAUGACCACAAUAAAACUGGCUUCUUGCAAUCUAAGAGUAUUUCCUGAUCUAAGAAAUCAGUCCAAACUAGUCUAUUUAGACCUGUCAGAUAACCAAAUUAAUGGAAAAGUACCUCGAUGGAUUGGAGAAGUUGGUUUUGACACUCUCCUCUAUCUGAAUCUUUCACAGAAUCUGCUGGUGAGUCUACCAGAACCUCUUUCUCUCCCUACUAGUCUUGCUGUAUUGGACCUGCACAAUAACGUGCUCCAAGGGAAUGUUCCACUUCCUCCGCCAUCUGUUACCUAUGUGGAUUGCUCAAACAAUAACUUUUCUUCCAUACCACCUAACAUUGGUAAGUCUUUCUCCUUCACCAUUUUCUUUUCUCUUUCAAACAAUGGCAUCGUAGGAGUUAUUCCUGAAUCAAUAUGCAAUGCUAGUUAUCUACAAGUUCUUGAUCUGUCCAACAACAGUUUGAGUGGCACAAUACCACCCUGUUUAAUGGAGAGAAGUAAGACUCUUGGUGUUUUAAAUUUAGGAAGGAACAAAUUCAGAGGCAGUAUUCCAGAUAAAUUUCCGAGUACCUGUGAAUUAAAGACUCUAGAUCUGAAUGGAAAUCUAUUAGAGGGGAAGCUUCCAAAAUCCCUUGCUAAUUGCACUACGUUAGAGGUUUUAGACCUUGGGAACAAUAAAAUGAAUGACAUAUUUCCAUGCCUUUUGAAGAACAUAUCCAGUUUGCAAGUCCUUAUUCUACGGAAGAACAACUUUCAUGGCAAGAUUGGAUGUCCAAAAAACCAUGGUCCUUGGCCAAAACUUCAGAUUGUCGAUCUAGCCUCCAACAAUUUUGGUGAUAAUCUACCAAAUAGAUGCUUGAAUACGUGGGAGGCAAUGAAAAGAAAUGGAAAUGAAACAGAUGGUCACCUUAGUUUCGAGGCCCUAAGCCUCAGUGGACUGUAUUAUCAAGAUUCAAUAACAGUUACAAUCAAAGGUCUCCAGUUGGAGCUGUUGAAGAUCCUAACAAUUUUCACGUCCAUUGACUUCUCUGACAACCAUUUUGUAGGGCCAAUACCAGAUGUCAUUGGCAAUUUUAAUGCUCUCUAUGUUCUCAACUUGUCCCACAAUGCACUUGCUGGUCGAAUUCCACCAUUUUUAGGCAACUUAUCACAGCUUGAGUCCUUAGACCUCUCAGUUAAUCAGUUGAGUGGAACAAUUCCUCAGGAGCUUGUAGGCUUAACAUUCCUUUCAUUUCUGAAUGUCUCAUACAAUCAGUUGGUAGGAAACAUCCCAACAGGUAAUCAAUUCCUCACAUUUGAGAACAUUUCAUUCAGAGGUAAUAAAGGAUUAUGUGGGCCUCAGUUGUCAAAAUCUUGCUCACAUACCAAUUCAUUAGCACCUGCUGGACAAACCAUCAAAAAAAGGAAUGGAGUUGAUUGGCAGUUCAUAGUCCCUGGCAUGGGGUUUGGGGUAGGAGCAGCAGCUGUUGUUGCACCUUUAAUGCUCUGGAAGAAGUUAAACAAAUGGUAUGAUGAUCGUACAGAUAAAAUUCUGAUGGUUCUUCUUCCAAUGUUGGGAUUGGUGUACUACACAAGUAAUGAUUGGAGAAUUGCAGCCGAGGAAAUUUUUGAAGAAGAUAGCACAGAUGCUGACUAUGAGGAAAGUGAAGAUGAUCUUGAAGGACGGUUCUGUGUUUUCUGUACAAGACUCGAUAUCAUGAGGAAACGGGCCAUUCAUGACCUGAAAUGUACUUGUUAUCACUCACCACCCCUAUCUUCUUCAUCAUCUUGUUCUUCCUUCUCCUCAGUUGCUUCUCAAUAGGCACAUUUUUUUUUCCAUCUUUUUUUUAUUAACAUUUUUCUCUAUUAUUGUUUUCUAAAAUGUAAAUAGUACAGAAAGCAAUUCAUGUUGAUGAGAACAUAACCUGAACA
Molecule: messenger RNA, 3630 nt
Organism: Hevea brasiliensis (rubber tree)
Lineage: Eukaryota; Viridiplantae; Streptophyta; Magnoliopsida; Malpighiales; Euphorbiaceae
Product: receptor-like protein 7
Exons: 1
Coding region: 146-3520 (1124 amino acids)
Molecular function (GO): protein binding
Source: RefSeq, a predicted model, not a curated record